CUGUUCAGCUGGUUUUCGGGUUCAACGCCCCAUUUCUCCCUCGUCCCUUGCAAGUUGCAAAGCGCCGCCCCCCGGCCCGACCGCGCCGAGCCGACAUGGCCGACACGGUGGACUUCGCGAGCGGCGACGCGGCGGCGUGGCGCGCGGCUCUGGCCGCGUACGACCGCCGGCUCGAAGCCCUGGACAAGCCCGACCUCGUGGCCGUGGACUCCUUCUACCGCCACGACCUCCCCGCCCUCCUGCGGGGCCGCGAACCGGACCCCUUCAUCGCCAAGCCCGAGCUGGUGCGCCUCCUCCAGUGGAAGCUCUCCCGCGGCAAGUGGAGGCCGAGACUGAUGGAUUUCGUCAAGGGCUUGGACGACGCGGUGGUGGAGUCGGCAUCGCGCAAGGCGUUCGCGGCGCUGCCCGACCUCAGCAGGGCCAUCACCGAGCUCACCGUGCUCAAGGGCGUCGGCCCCGCCACUGCGUCCGCCGUGCUAGCGGCCUACGCACCGGAUGUCGCGCCCUUCAUGUCCGACGAGGCGAUGGUAGCGGCCUUGGGCAAUGCAAAGGACUACACGCUGAAGCAGUACCUAGCAUUCGCUGACAAAUUGCAGGCAAAAUCGAAGGAACUGACCGUAGGAGAAGAAAGUUUCACACCCUCAGAUGUUGAGAGGGCACUAUGGAGCUCGGCAAUUGGGUCCAAGUCACCAGCCAGUGGUAGCCCAAAGAGUGAAUCAAAGAUGCGCGGCAAGAGGAAGCGAUGAUUCACGCGGAGGCUAGAAGAAUUUGCUGACUGCAGGUCUUAGAUUCUUAGGUUGAACAUUGUAGUUUCUGUAAUCUGCAGAACUUUUGGCACGGCAGGAUGUGAACUGUGUGCUCUCAAUGAAUUCUGUCCAUGCCCUCCAGUGAUCGUCACUGCAUGCGCUGGGAUGUAUUUGUUUUUCAUGAAGACCCAUGCACCAGCUUUUCCUGAAAAACAAUUUGCAGUUUGAUAUGCUGUUAGUUAUUACUA
Molecule: messenger RNA, 994 nt
Organism: Setaria italica (foxtail millet)
Lineage: Eukaryota; Viridiplantae; Streptophyta; Magnoliopsida; Poales; Poaceae
Exons: 4
Coding region: 96-746 (216 amino acids)
Source: RefSeq, a predicted model, not a curated record